This is a messenger RNA of Vanderwaltozyma polyspora DSM 70294, 630 nucleotides long. RefSeq names its product transcriptional co-activator mating type protein alpha (gene HMLALPHA1). Lineage: Eukaryota; Fungi; Ascomycota; Saccharomycetes; Saccharomycetales; Saccharomycetaceae. Gene Ontology annotation, cellular component: nucleus. The record is from RefSeq and is a predicted model, not a curated record. Gene Ontology annotation, biological process: positive regulation of mating-type specific transcription, DNA-templated. Gene Ontology annotation, molecular function: DNA binding, bending. The transcript has a single exon. The coding region runs from base 1 to 630 and encodes 209 amino acids.
AUGUCUACUAAAUCAAGAUCAUGGACUUCUCAACCAUUAUUCAAAGUCAAAUUGAACAAAAGUAAUAAAAUAGAGAAGCAAAAGAAAAAGGGAAUUGCUAUAAAUAAGCUUGCUAAUUCAGCUGGUAAACUUUCUCAAAAAGCAAAUGUUAAUGUAUUCAUAACAAACUCAUUAGUGACAAAAAUACCUUUCCCUCCAAGUAGUCUCCUUUUGGGUAUUGAUGAGGAAACCAAGAAAAUGAAAUCUAAGAAAACUUCUAUUAAUAUACAAAACGACACAAAUAUACUUAACUUCUCUUCCAGCUGGGAUGAAGAUGAUUUAUUUCUCUCUGAUACAGAGACUGAAUAUGAUUUAUUAAGUACAAGCCCAAACAGUGUAAUAGAGGUUGAUACUUCAUCUAAAAAGAGCUUAAAUGGGUUUAUGGCUUUUAGAGCAUACAACUCACAAUUUGGAUAUGGGCUGAAGCAAGAAAUACUUUCUUCACUUUUGUCAGAAGCAUGGCAUUCUGAUCCAGAACAACAGAAAAAAUGGACCGUUUUAUCGCAGCAAUUUAAUUUUGUCAAGCCCAAGUGUGGGUUUGUGGAGUGGGUAGGGCAAACAUAUGAGCGGGAGAUGAUGUGGUGUAAUUAG